GAAAGAGGAAGGGAGAGGGGAGGGCGAGCAGGCGAGGCCCGACUACAGGUGUGAGCCCGUGAGGCAGCCCGGCAGGGCGACGAGCCUCAGUGACGGUGGAGCUGUGGCCGGAGGAGUACGUGGCAACUGGGCUCCCGGCGCUAUCAAGCUGCCUUCAGUAGCCUGCGGCAUCUUAUACACGCGCGCGGUCUUUGCUCUCUCAGUUCCAUUAGACAAAAAGGAAUCUCCCAGAAAGAGUACAGACAGACAGACCUCGCGGACCUUCCUUCCCUCGCUCUAGUUGCGAUUAAUGCCGGUGAUGUUAAAAGGAAGAUUGUUUUUAGUGCGAGGUCAACUUGUCUCGGCCUGACAGUAAUUUGGCGGCGUGUGAUAGAUGGAUUUCUCGUAAACGCCUCACAGUCUUCAAGUGAUGGGGCGUGUGGUAGUGGUGGUGGUGGUGGCGGCGGCAACGGCAGCAGCGGGGUGUCGAGCGAGCCCCCUGCCAGUAAGGGUGUCGCCUGACGCCGCCCCGCAGGAGAGGCUGCAAGCCGCCCACACACUCCUCGCCACCUCUCCGCUCAUCGAUGGGCACAAUGACUUGGCCUGGAACGUGCGUAAGUUUCUGCACAACAAGCUGCACUCCUUCAAUCUGUCCAGCGACUUAACGAAGGAGAAACCAUGGAGGAACUCCCGCUUCUCCCACACUGACCUACCGCGCCUCAGGAAGGGCCAGGUGGCUGCCCAGUUCUGGUCGGUGUACGUGCCGUGCGGGGCGCAGUACCUCAACACGGUGCAGCUGCUGCUGGAGCAGGUGGACACGGUGCGCAGGAUGGUGGCCGCCAGCCCCCAUGACACCGUGCUCGUGCGCUCCUCCUCAGAGAUCCUGGAGGAGUUCCGUCGCGGGCGUGUGGCGAGCCUGAUGGGCGUGGAGGGCGGGCACGGCCUGGCCAGCAGCAUGGGCGUGGUGCGGGCGCUCUAUGACCUCGGUGUGCGGUACGUCACGCUCACCCCACAAGUGCCACACGCCAUGCGGCUCUCGGGGGGCGGGAAGCGAACAGAAACAGGCGGACAAUUGGGGCAGGCGGUGACUGUGACAGAAGUGGUGGUGAUGGGGGCUGAGUGCUCGGAGCCUGACCCACACCUGCCCAACACGCGCGGCCUCACGCCCUACGGCAAGGAGCUAGUGCGGGAGAUGAACCGCCUGGGACUGAUGGUGGACCUGUCACACGCCUCGGCCAGAACGGCGCGGGACGUGCUCGCCACCACCCGCGCCCCAGUCAUCUUCUCCCACUCGGCGGCACGCGCACUCUGCGGCAUCGAAAGGAACGUCCCUGACGAUGUGCUCAGCUCUCUGGCGGAGAACGGGGGGAUUGUGAUGAUCAGCUUCUACAACGACUUCCUGACUUGCAGCGAGAAAGCCUCCGUGCAGGACGUGGUAGCUCACAUCAACCAUGUCCGCAGCAUGGCCGGCGUGGACUACGUGGGGCUGGGCGCGGGUUAUGAUGGCAUCAACAGGACUCCAAGCGGGUUAGAGGACGCUUCGCGCUACCCGAAGCUGUUUGCGGAGCUGCUCAAGGAUACCACGUGGUCUGUGCAAGAUCUCAAGAAGUUAGCAGGACUUAACUUCCUGCGAGUGUUUGCCCGAGUGGAGCAGGUGCGGGAGGAGCUGUCAUCGGAGCGUCCCUCGGAGGAGAUCAUUCCCAUCCACGACAUUGACAGCCGCUGGCCCUGUAGGUACAAGUUCGCCAGUCUCGAUGACGCCCGCACCUGACCUUCUUCGCCCCCGCCCGGAGGCUUCAGGCCCCUACAGGACUCCCUCACCACCACCAAGAGUCGCCAGCCCAAUCUCUCACUCUCACCGCCCUCUUCGCUGCAUGCCAUUCAUUUCUCUCCACACCGUCAGCCACAACUCCCCAGCAGCAUCAUGGAGUCUUCUCCUUUGAUCCACUCAUUCCUUUCGUCUUCUCCAGUGCACCUCUGUUGCUAAUUUCCUUGUUUCAGCCUUCACUCCUUCACUCAUGCUUCAUCCACGUGGUCUAUCACCUUGUCUGCUACUGCUGACCCCUCUAUUCCUCCCCCACUCGUCUGUGUCCUUUCUCGUUUAUUCCAUUUCAUCUUUUUUUUUCUCUAAUCUCAUCUCACCUCUUCCCAUCUCGGUUGUGUCUCCCUUCCCUGCAGUGUCAUUGAUUUAUAUCACUAUUAGGAGCACUACGUAUGUCCGCUUGAUUGUCACACGUUUUCUCAGCAAUAAUGACCCAAGUGUGGAUGGAAUAAACACCGUUCAGAGCGAU
Molecule: messenger RNA, 2270 nt
Organism: Scylla paramamosain (green mud crab)
Lineage: Eukaryota; Metazoa; Arthropoda; Malacostraca; Decapoda; Portunidae
Product: dipeptidase 1-like
Exons: 13
Coding region: 410-1750 (446 amino acids)
Biological process (GO): proteolysis
Molecular function (GO): metallodipeptidase activity
Source: RefSeq, a predicted model, not a curated record